This is a messenger RNA of Auxenochlorella protothecoides, 993 nucleotides long. RefSeq lists its product as hypothetical. The coding region runs from base 1 to 993 and encodes 330 amino acids. Lineage: Eukaryota; Viridiplantae; Chlorophyta; Trebouxiophyceae; Chlorellales; Chlorellaceae. The transcript has 5 exons. The record is from RefSeq and is a predicted model, not a curated record.
AUGGCAGCCCUGACCGCCAGCGCCGCCCUGCUCUUCUGCUCCUGCGACCCUGCUUUCGCGGCAGGGAGCGGGGGACGCAUGGGUGGCAGCGCCUUCUCCAGCUCGAGCAGCAGCAGCAGCCCGUCGUCCGGAUUUCAAGACAGCGGCAGCUCCUUUCCAUUGGGCCGGGGCGCCGACUCCUCGUCCCUGCAGCAGCAGCGUUCCCAGGGCGCCCGCUCCCUCUCCUCGCCGGCGGCUCGCUCCUCGGGCGGUCACCACCUCAGCGUGACGGGCCGGAGCGCGCUGGCCCCCGCCUACAUGACCCCCCUGGGCGGCGGCGGCGGCGGCUUCGGCCUCACCUCCCUCCUUUUCUGGGGCGUGUUUGCCUUCAUCAUGGUCAAGGCGGCGCAGGGCGUGCUGGGCGGCGGCGGCGGCUCCCGCGCCCUGCGUGAGGGCGACGACCCGGUCAGCGUGGCGAAACUGCAGGUGGCCCUCCUCGGCUCCGCGCGGGGCCUGCAGCGGGACCUGGAGCGCAUCGCCAGCCGGGCCGAUACCAGCGGCCCCACGGGCCUCCACUUCAUCCUCCAAGAGACGGUGCUGGCCCUGCUUCGGAACCCAGACUACGCGGUGUACGGCUAUGGGAAGAGCGGGCGGGAGGACAGCCCCGACGCCGCCGAGAACAGGUUCAAUGCCCUGUCCCUGGAAGAGCGGCGCAAGUUCGAGGCGGAGACGCUGGUCAACGUCGGCGGGCGCAAGCGCCAGUCCUCGCUGAACAGGCAGUCCUCGGGGCCCAACGAGCUCAUCGUGGUCACCAUCCUGGCCGCGGUGGCAGCCCCGCUGAAGCUGCCACGCGUGACCAGCCGCGAGGAGCUGCUGGAGGCCCUGUCCAAGCUGGGUGGGGUGAGGAGCGAGGACGUGCUGGCGGUGGAGGUGCUGUGGACGCCGGAGGAGGAGGGCGACACCUUCACGCAGGAGGACCUGUUCACCGACUACCCGCAACUGAACAACCUCUAG